AUGACUGAAAUCAAAGAAGAAGAUCUUUACAGCCGUCAGAUCUAUGCAAUUGGAUCAAAAGCUAUGGAGAAGCUUACCAAAUCAUCUGUUCUUAUCUCAGGAAUGGGUGCCGUCGGUGUUGAAAUUGCCAAAAAUGUAAUAUUAGCCGGCGUCAAAAAUGUCACUAUUCACGACACAAGAUUGACUACACUUGAUGAUCUUGCAGCUAAUUUUUACCUAAAUGAUUCUAAUAUAGGUACAAACAGAGCUAUUGCUUGUUCCAAGCUUUUAAUGAAACUAAACAGAUAUGUAUCGCUCGCUGUUAAUACAGAUGCAUUGACCAACGAGUUAAUCUUGCAGAAUCAGUGCUUUGUUCUUACAGAUUGGCAUUCAAGCAAAGAAAUUAGCGAAUACUCAGCAUUCUGCCACAAAAAUGGAAUUAAAUUCUUGUUUGCUGAUGUCAGAGGCCUAUUUUCCUUUAUUUUUGCUGAUAAUGGAAAAGAUUUCCUCAUUCGCAAGCAAGAUGAUACAGAACCGAUCAGGUUCGACGUCGCACAUAUCUCGAAUGAUCCGCAGGGUAUCGUUACAACCUCAAACCCACAUGGUCAUGGCCUUGAAACUUCAGGACAUAUCAAAUUUGCCGGAGUCGAAGGCAUGACAGAGGUAAACAACCAGACAUUCAAAUACAAGAAAGUUAAGAACGAUAAAUACCGAAUUGUCAUUGGAGAUACCACGAAAUUCGGAAAAUUCGUGAAUAAUAACAACACUGCCGUUGCCAUUGAAGUCAAAGCUGCGAAGAAAGAAUCCUACAAAGACUGGACAGCAGUUAUGAAAAAUCCGAAAGGUUUAUUCUACGAAUUUGAUUUUUCAAAAUUAGAAUCACACGCUCAAACCCUUUUAUUCUUCCUUUCAUACUACAACAUCAUCACAGAUUCACCUGCUGUUGAUUUCCCAGCAUUACUUGAAAGCGCGAAGCAAAUAAACGAAAAUACCAAACUUGUCGAUUCAAUUGACGAAGUUUUAUUACGUAAUUUCGCUAAUACUACUCUUUCCAUCAUCUCCCCGAUGUCUUCCAUCGUUGGAGGAAUUACCGGCCAAGAAGUUAUGAAAUCAUUGACCGGCCAAUUUACUCCUAUCAAGCAGAUCGUCACUUUAUCAUAUACAGAUGCCAUUCCCGACAUCAACAAUGUCGAUUUCGCACCAAAGAACGACAGAUAUGAUGCUUAUCGUCGCAUUUUCGGCAACAAACAGCAAGAAAUCAUGUCCGACCUUAACUAUUUCUUGAUUGGUGCCGGAGCACUUGGUUGCGAACUCCUAAAGAACUGGGCAAUGAUGGGUGUCGCCACAUCCGAAAAAGGAAAGAUAACCGUCACCGAUAUGGACCAAAUAGCGGUUUCUAAUUUGAGUAGACAGUUCUUAUUCCACGAAGAAGAUGUCGGAAAAAUGAAGUCAGAAAUUGCCACAAAAAGUGCCAAAGAAUUCAAUCCAUCGAUAAAAAUUGAACAUCAUAUCAACAGAUUGGAUGAAACAACAGCAGCAGAUGUAUACAACGAAGAGUUCUACAAGACAUUGAGUGGUGUUUGCAACGCUUUAGAUAACAUUCCAACACGUCAAUUCUCCGACCAAUUAUGUGUUCAAAGAUUGACUUCACUUUUGGAGUCAGGAACACAAGGAACCAAAUGUAACUUCGAAGUAUAUAUUCCUCACAAGACACAGUCAUAUUCAUCCAUAGGAAACUACGAAGGUGGCGGUGUUCCUAUGUGUACAAUCCAUGAAUUUCCGACAAACAUCAGUCACACGAUCACAUGGAGUUUAGAUUUGUUCGGAAACAUGUUUGAAAGUGAUCCUGAAACAGUCAACAGUUUCCUCAAAGACAAGGAUUACGUGAAACACAUGAAAGAAGAAGAUAUUGGUCACGUUAAAACAGCAAUUGAAAUUGUUGAAAAGAUGUUGAUCAAUAACAAACCAAAUGAUUACAAAGACUGUGUUUUGUUGAUGAGAAAUGUAUAUCAGAAAUCUUUUAUUGACUUAAUCCAUGAAGUUCUUAAAAAGAAUCCUGUUGAUUCCGUUGACGACCAAGGAAGAAAGUUCUGGCUCUCAGAAGGAAGAAGAUUACCUCAUCCGUUGGAUUUUGAUGAAAAUGAUGAGUUAACAAAAGAAUUCAUCAAAUAUGGAGCAAGAUUAAUUUCUGAAGUUUACGAUAUCAAAGUAACUGAUGAAGAUCCAAUGGAAAUACUUAGAAAUAACGAUUUCCAGAGAUUUUCUCAAAAAGAAAAUUCGGAUGCAAAUAAGGAAAUUAAUAACGAUAUCCAUUCAAAUUUGAGAGAAACAUGUAAACCAUUGAAAUCAUUUUCAUUUGAAAAAGAUGAUCCAUCGAAUGGCCACGUUGAUUUCAUUUAUGCCACAGCAAACUUGAGAGCUAAAUGUUAUGGAAUCAUCACAGAAAAUAAAAUGGAAGUGAAGAGAAUUGCAGGAAACAUUGUUCCAGCACUUGCUACGACAACAUCAUUAGUUUGCGGUUUCGUUUGCAUGGAAAUGUAUAAAUUACAUUCACAUAUUCCAAAGGAUAUCUCUGAGUUCAGAUGGGGAGCUGUAAAUCUCUCUAACAACUUCAUUUCUUUGUUUGAACCUGGUUUGGCUACGACAGAAAUUGUUCAAACAACAGGAGAAAAAUUCAAUUUCUGGGAUAAGUGGACAUUCGAUGAUUUACCUGUUUCAGACAUAAUGAAGGCCCUUGAAUCAUCUACAAAAGGAACAAUUUCAAUGCUAACAAUUGGUGACAUCAUUGUUUACGCAGAUUUCAACGAAAGAGAUGAAGUGAAACUUGGAAAGAAAGUUUCUGAAGUUUUGAAAGAAUUAAACAUUCCUCUUAAACCAGGAACACUAUAUAUCAAGGCCAAAGUACUUAUUAAUGAUGAAAACAACAACUCAAUCAAUCAUCCUCCUGUUUAUUUCAAAGUUAACUAA
Messenger RNA from Trichomonas vaginalis G3, 2946 nucleotides. RefSeq names its product ubiquitin-activating enzyme E1 family. Lineage: Eukaryota; Parabasalia; Trichomonadida; Trichomonadidae. Gene Ontology annotation, biological process: protein sumoylation. The record is from RefSeq and is a predicted model, not a curated record. Gene Ontology annotation, molecular function: SUMO activating enzyme activity. The transcript has a single exon. Gene Ontology annotation, cellular component: SUMO activating enzyme complex; cytoplasm. The coding region runs from base 1 to 2946 and encodes 981 amino acids.